AUGGAGAGUAUUAGUUUGUCUGGGCAACCUCCUCCUAUACUAUCUAGUGAGGAACUUACUGGGGUGGAAGCAGAAGCUGUGGAGAGAAAUCAAUCUCAGCAGCAAAAUGUGCCUCCUCCUCAAUCUCCUGUGGUUAGUCCUAGUCCAGAGACGGGGGUUAAUGUGGGGGUCUUAACUACUUGGGUGUUCAAUCAAGAUGCAAUUAGGAGGGCCCUAGCAGAAAUGAUACUCAUUGAUGAGCUUCCUUUCAGAUUUGUAGAGGGGCAGGGGUUUAGAAAAUUUAUUCUUGUUGCAUGUCCUAGAUUUAAGAUCCCAUCUAGAUGGACUAUAAGUAGGGAUAUUUAUCAGAUUUUUUCUGAUGAGAGGGUAAAUCUGAAGAAACUGUUUAGGACUUCCUGCCAAAGAGUUAGUAUCACAACUGAUACUUGGACUUCUGUCCAAAGGAUAAACUAUAUGUGCAUCACUGCACAUUUUAUAGAUAACCAAUGGAAGCUACACAAAAAGAUCAUAUCAUUUGUCCCUGUCACCUCACAUAGGGGGGAAUACAUUGCCAAAGCCUUAGAAACUUGUCUUCUAGAGUGGGGGCUAAAAAAUAUAUUCACUGUGACUGUUGACAAUGCCUCUAGUAAUGACACUGUUAUGGGUUUCUUCAAAAAGAAGUUGCUGUCUUGGGGGGUUUCUUCUGUGAAAUGCAAUUAUGUGCACAUGAGAUGCAUUGCACAUGUCUUAAAUUUGAUUGUCCAGGAUGGGUUAAAGGAUGUAGACAGUUCUGUAAAGAAGGUGAGGGAUGCAGUUAGAUAUGUGAGAAAUUCUCCUGCUAGGCUAAAAAAAUUCAGGGACCUUGCUGAUUUAAUAGGGGUGGAAGCCAAGUCUAGUUUGACUCUUGAUGUACCAACUAGAUGGAACUCAACCUACUUGAUGCUUAAGAAUGCAGUCACAUAUCAAAAGGUAUUUGAUGCCUAUGAAGAAAAUGAUAGUUCAUUCUCCACUGAUUUAGGUGAAUUUGUCCCAGAUUUUAUGGAUUGGUAUUCUGUUGAGCAUAUGGUGAAGUUGCUUAAAUGUUUUUAUGAGAUGACCCUAAGGAUUUCUGGUUCUCUGUAUGUGACUGCCAAUAAUUUCUUCUCUGAAAUUUCUGACUUGUCUUGCAUGCUGUCUGAAAUGGUGGAAGCUGAAUCUGCCUCUGUUAAUCUGAUGGGUUUAAAUAUGAAAACGAAGUUUGAGAAAUAUUGGGGUGAUCCUGAUAAAAUGAAUGCCAUAAUUUUUUAUGCAAAUAUAUUGGAUCCAAGGGAUAAAAUUGCAUACAUGCCAUACCAGUUCACACAACUGUAUGGUGAUGAAAAGGGAGAAUCUUGUUUCAAAAAUGUUUUAACUGGUCUGAAGAAUUUGUUUGAUGACUAUGUGCAUGGUUCAUCUGCCAGUGUUGAUUCUGCUACUGCUGUCACUGGUACAUCCCAGUCCCACUCUCAAUCUGUCACCGUUGGUAGACCACAGUCUAAACUGAAAUCUCAGUUAAAAAAGCAAAGAGCAGAGAGUGCCUCUGAAUCUGCUUUUAGCACUAGUGGGAGAGUGCUAGAUGCAUUUAGGAGUUCAUUAACUCCUAGAAUAGUGGAAGCACUUGUGUGUGCCCAAGAUUGGAUGAGGUUGCCAAAUCAACCCAUCUCAGCAGAAGAAAAUCUAGAUGAAGUAGAGAGAUUAGAAACAGAACUGGUGAGUGGCAGUGGAGCUGGGAGCAGUGAAGUUGGUUUAUCACUUCCCACAAUUGCUGUGUUGGAAACUUGGACAGUUGCCAAUUGGCAAAAUGGCAAGUGGCUGGGCAACUAUUAUUUGUUGCUGCCAUUUUGCAAUUUGCCAGUUUGGACUGUUGGAACUUGGAACUCUGAGGCAAGAACAAAUGGAUAA
Messenger RNA from Ipomoea triloba (trilobed morning glory), 1899 nucleotides. RefSeq names its product zinc finger BED domain-containing protein RICESLEEPER 1-like. Bases 1 to 1899 code for a protein of 632 amino acids. The transcript is spliced from 5 exons. Gene Ontology annotation, molecular function: DNA binding; protein dimerization activity. NCBI's taxonomy places the organism in Eukaryota, Viridiplantae, Streptophyta, Magnoliopsida, Solanales, Convolvulaceae. The record is from RefSeq and is a predicted model, not a curated record.